CCAAUCCCUGACGCCCCGGUCGUCCUCCAGCCUCUCCACAUCAGUCACAUCAAGAUCUCUCUCCCCAAUCGGUUAAAGUGAGCGUCGUCUCACCUACCUAAACGGGAAACUCACUGGAAAUUGGAGAUUCGUGCGCAUGCGCGGGGGGAACCUAUCGCGUAUAAGAUGGACCUUGUCUGCGCGCCGACCAGCCGUGUCAUAGUUUGCUUUUCUCACCUUACGACACUGUGCCUGUUCAAGUGGGUGAGGUAGUAGGUAGUAGCCGUAGCAAUCGACAGUCAUGAAGUCCUCUACCGUCAGCGCGUUGGCGCUCGCUUCAUCAGCAAGUGGUUCUAAGUUGGAUAUCAGACAGACGAACACAACGACAACAGCGACGACUACAACUACGACUCCCACUGCGACUGAGCCGUGUGCGAUUGUUAGCUCUACUUGGUCGGCCCAGAUCGGCGCCACAGCUACGCCAACCGUUGAGGCGUCGAUAGCUUACGAAUGUCUCAACUCGGUCCCGAUUGAUAAGGAUGGGGCCCUCAAGUUCAUAGACGAGCUGAAGCCUUACGUCGAAUGGCAAUCCGAUACUAUCUUCAAGAAGAACCCUCCAGCUGACUACGGCUAUCCCCCUACCGACAUUUGGGCUUCCAUUGACGAGGUGAGGGAGAACCUCGUUGCCGACGAGUACGCUAACGAAUACGCGUGGCAAGCGGAUCUAUACGUCAAGCUAUUCGGGCCGGCGCACGAUGGCCAUUUCGUAGUGUACCCGGAUGCAUUAUCCGCUGCCGUCGAGUGGCAGAGACCUUUCGCCCUAGUCUCGAUUAGCGAGGAGGGUCCCGACGGCUCCGCACCGGUAAUCAAGGUAUACGACGACAUACUCAACGGCGUAGAAUCGCCUUCCACGGUGACGCUCAUCAACGGCGUCGAUGCUGCUACCUACAUCGAGAAUUGGAUUGGCCAGGCCGGUGGUAACCAGGAUGUCGAUGCUGCCUAUAACUCUAUGUUCUUUGAGAAGGCGUUCGUGGCUGAGAAUAAGAACCAAGGGUAUUUCCAGACAGGGGGUCGCGUAAGAUACAUCUACCCUGGCAACGUUACCUCGUUCACGUUCGAGAAUGGAACAGUGCUAGACCUACCCAACCAAGCGAGGUUGAAGGGCAACUGGCGUACAGUCGUCGAUGGAACCUCGUUCUUCAACAAGUUCUGCUCCGGCGCGACGACCAACAGUGCAUCAACCGAGUCUACGACAACCGAUGAAACUACAGACACGACAGCUGCCGAGGCCGUAGGUGUCCCUGUCACGGGAUACCCCAGCCCAGUCAUCGUUUCAAGCGACUCCUCGAUCUCGGGUUACUAUCUCAACCAAACCGGAUUCGAAGAUGUAGCCGUCCUCGUAAUGCUUUCCUUCUCACCCAGCGACCCCGUCGAGUUCCAACAAGUCGCCCAAGACUUCUACGCAGCCGCCAUACAAGCCGGAAAGACCAAGCUCGUCGUCGACGUCCAAGCCAACGGCGGCGGCUACAUCUUCCUCGGGUACGACGGGUUCCGCCAGCUCUUCCCAGACAUCGUACAAGAAGGUCUGGGGCGGUGGCGCCAACACGCCGGUUUCGCAGCGGUGUCGAAGGUAUUCUCCGAGAUAUCAGCGGGAUUCGACCCGAACACGGCGUCGGCGGAUGUGAUCGAGGCGUACGAGUCCGUGUUCAACUGGCAGUACGACCUGAACGAGACGAACGAGAACUUCUCGUCAUACGAGGACAAGUUCGGGCCGCACACGUGGGGCGGCGACACGUACACGAACCUGAUGCAGUGGAACUUCAGCGACCCGCUCAGCACGAGCAACAGCAGCUUCGGCUUCGGCACCGACAUCACGGGCUACCGCAGCCGGUCGAACUUCACCCGUCCCUUUGGCGGCCCCGAGAACAUCGUCCUCCUCCUCGACGGCUACUGCGCCUCUACCUGCACCCUGUUCUCCGAGUUCCUGCGCUCGAACGCCGGCGUCAAGAGCAUCGCCAUGGGCGGCCGUCCGUCGAAGGAAGGCCUGAUCCAAGGCGUCGGCGGCGUCAAGGGGUCGCAGAGCUACGGGUUCGCGGACGUGCACGCACAAGCGCAGCAAGCUCUCAGCUUCACGAACGACAGCGCCGUAACCGCCACUCUGAACACGUACACGGAGUACGUGCGCGACCGCAGCACAGCCGCGAGUCUUAACGUGAAAGACCAGAUCCUCGCAGGCAACAUCGAAGACGGCACGCCGGCGCAGUUCGUAGUCGAGGAGUCCGACUGUCGACUGUGGUGGACCGCGCCCAUGGUCACAGACGUGUCGGAGCUGUGGAAGGCGGCCGCGGCGGCGGCCUUCAAGGGCGCUAGCUGCGCUUACGGCGCCAUCGACUACCCGGCUAGCAAUGCAACCACGGCUCGACGAGCCGCGCCCGGCGCGCGUUCCUUCGGCAAGCCGAGGAUCUCGCUUCCGAAGAUUGGAACGACGGCUCCGCCGCUGCGGAAGCGGGACGCCUUGCAGAAAAGCGCUGUCUUUAUGGCCAAUCAGUUCAUGAAGGUCGUGGACUGAGAACCCUUUUUGCUUUUUUUUUCUGGCCCACGGGACGGGGGCUGGGAGGAGGAGGAAGACCUGGGUAGGUACGUCUGAUAUGCGUGCGGUUUUUGCGUUAUGAGUAGGGAUUCGAAUGCCCCGUUAUUGGACGUAGAUCCGCGUUCUACAUAGAUGUCAUGUAUGUAGAUUAGAUAAUAGGUCGUCUAGGAUAUAGGGUACAUACUACUACUGUGGCGUAUAUAAGAUGCGCGUUAUGAAUGUCCAUUGUCCGAGAAACGAGUAUGAUGACGAUGUCAGAACCGACAGGUGGUCGACUUUGGUACGAAUCGCAAUGUCUUGCCAGCCAAUCUGUGGUCGUAAUUCGAAUGUGAAUGCCAGACCCUGUAUGUAGGUCCUCGAGUUAACCAUGCAUACUCCUCAUUUUUGCCCAUAUUUGCCCAUAUUACUUGGGUAUUACACGUUAUAUCCGCCGUUAUUUUCUUAUCGGCUGUUGCGCUCAGACCCCGGAAGGAUCGCACUUGGGGAUCUUGCAAGGGAAGUAAAAUCGCUCAGGGUGGACGGCGGCAUGAGAGGAGGGCCUGGGGAAGGGCCAAGAGGGGAGACGGACGAGAGACGGUUAUGUUCAAAAUCACCAACGCCUAUGCGCCUAUGGUUGGUGAUCACAACAUCAUGCUAGGAUCUGCAGGUGUAUUCGUCUUCCAAGGAAAUCC
Molecule: messenger RNA, 3240 nt
Organism: Annulohypoxylon maeteangense
Lineage: Eukaryota; Fungi; Ascomycota; Sordariomycetes; Xylariales; Hypoxylaceae
Exons: 2
Coding region: 281-2548 (755 amino acids)
Source: RefSeq, a predicted model, not a curated record